AUGAGAGAUUUUGACGAGUACGUGCUAACAAGACUGCUGCCUGUCAAUGUAUCGAGGAGUACAUAUAUGUAGAUGUUCGAUACCACCAUUGUAGAAGAAAGGGCUGUAUUGAUUAGACGGAUAUGACUGGUGAAGGAUGCUGUCGGAGACAAUGCCGCGUUAAUUAGACUGAAUGUUAAUCGGAGAGACGCCAGUCUCUCCCAUCCACGGCACGAUGUCAGUCGCCACGGUGUUACCGAUGGAGGGAAGAGAAACGCCGAGCCCGGGACGUGGCAGACGGGUGGGUAGUACGUCUACGUAUGGCCGUGCGAGUGUUUCCACCAUUGGUUCCACCGCUGGACGAAGCAGUACUUCCACAAAUGGGCGGGGGAGUGUAUCGACAACCGGAAGAGGAAGUACGUCACGGCCACCUAACGAUGUUGACCUUGUUUAUAUCCAGUCCCUUACCAAUCACCAAAUAGAUAAAUGGAAAGCCUUAUUCGAAACAGUAGACCGGACAGGUGGCGGAGAAAUGACAGUUGAGGAUUUUGAGCGUGUCCUACAAGAUCCCGAAUUUUAUCCGGACUUGGACAGACACACUGCAGAGGUCUUAAUGAUGAAGUGUCUGGAGCCUAAUCGUCAGUUCAUAUCCUAUCAAGAAUUUAUCAAUAUUAUGAGUAAUAAAAGAAAUCCAAGUUUCCGACUCGCCAUAGAGACACAGGGUAAGGAACAUUUUCUACUGACCAGUCAGUACCGCAACAACACCACAUUUUUCCGCGGAAUGGUGCGCUACGUAGCCGAGCAGUACCUGACGGACGAGUUGGACAGACAGUACUACGCAGACAAGUACAGCUGCUGUCCGCCUCCACUUUUCAUUCCAUUUAUAACUAUGGCAGAGGUGGGUUUUUUUGUGUAUCACUGCCUGGAGGCCAACAACAUUAGUCCUACCGGCCCCGUCCCAGUAGAAAGCGUCUUCAUUUACCGUCCCGACCGCCGCCUACAACUGUGGAGAUUCAUUUUCUAUAUGUUCAUACAUGCCGGAUGGGUACAUUUAUUUUUCAAUAUGUUGGUACAAAUAAUAGUUGGUAUUCCCCUGGAAAUGGUACACGGUUCUUUCCGGAUUGCACUCGUGUAUCUGGCUGGAGUGUUGGCAGGAUCUCUUGGGACGUCAGUGUUUGACAUCAAAGUAUAUCUAGUAGGGGCCUCAGGAGGGGUCUAUGCUUUACUGGCAGCUCAUCUUGCAAACGUUAUGCUGAAUUAUACUCACAUGGAGUUUGGUGUACUGAAAUUGGCAGCUGUUCUUGUUGUAGCUAGCGCAGACGUUGGCUUUGCAAUAUGGGACCGCUAUUCCAGCUUAGACAAGGCGCCACCUGUUGGGUACACCGCUCACUUAAUGGGGGCGCUAGCGGGAUUAACUAUGGGACUUGUUGUUUUGAAAAACUUUGAACAAAAACUGCAUGAACAAUACUUGUGGUGGAUAUCACUGUCAAUAUACCUUGUUUGUUUUGCGUUCGCCAUUUUCUGGAAUGUGUUUUAUUACUGACGAUCCCUAAGGAGUUUUUCAUUUUCGUCAUCCUCAUCUGUACUUUCCUUGACUCAGGUAGCGCCUAUUGGCAUGCUACCUGAAGCGUAAUAGUGUGCUACAGGAGUCUUUAUAAUACUCUGAAGAAAUACUCUGGAUCUGGUGCUUUAAGCCAUUCCUACUAGAUAUGUUAAUAAUACUACCGAACAGGAAAGAGACAACAAACUCAAGUUUUAAGACGUUAUGUCUAGUUCUAUGAGAGCUACGAUUUUGUCAAUGGUAAACUGUUGUAACUUACAUUUCUAUUGCAAUGAAGCCCUUUUCUCUGUUACACUCUGGUGACACUGUGUGCUUGUAUACUAUCACCGUACGUUUGACAAAAUCUUACGUGGAACAAGAGAAAAAUGAAAUUCAAAAACCCAACACAUUGGAUCGAAACAAAAUGGAACAGGGAUCCCACUGUCACAACAACACGUGUUCAGGAUGAAAAGCUGUCUUUUCCCUCAUCGACAACAGUCAGUGAUGUGAUUCAAUAGAAAUGAUACCGCGUUCUCAAUUACUCGAACAGAACAUGGAAAGUAUUGGACUGAAGGAUUCUGAAUAUCCAUCUUUUUAUAUUGAAAACACGAUCUGUU
Messenger RNA from Ylistrum balloti, 2136 nucleotides. RefSeq names its product rhomboid-related protein 3-like. Gene Ontology annotation, molecular function: serine-type endopeptidase activity; calcium ion binding. Gene Ontology annotation, cellular component: membrane. Bases 173 to 1522 code for a protein of 449 amino acids. NCBI's taxonomy places the organism in Eukaryota, Metazoa, Mollusca, Bivalvia, Pectinida, Pectinidae. The transcript is spliced from 10 exons. The record is from RefSeq and is a predicted model, not a curated record.